Mixia osmundae IAM 14324 is the source of this 369-nucleotide messenger RNA. RefSeq lists its product as uncharacterized. The record is from RefSeq and is a predicted model, not a curated record. The coding region runs from base 1 to 369 and encodes 122 amino acids. NCBI's taxonomy places the organism in Eukaryota, Fungi, Basidiomycota, Mixiomycetes, Mixiales, Mixiaceae. The transcript is spliced from 2 exons.
AUGGCCGACUUUACCUGCAUCUUCUCUCGUCUAGGCCGCACUCCGACGGUCGGCAAGUCCGUUCAAAAUCGACUUGGACAGAAGAAAAACGGCGCGCGUCUGCGAUCGCCUCGCUCGACGCCCGAUGAUGUCUCGUUGCGCCGCGCUUUGUUUGCGCAAGAGCUCAUCGGAAGUGCCUGCUUGCUAGCUUCAGACCCGCCAAGGAUCUCACCUGUCGGCGAAGUAUCGUCAGAGCUACAGCCUCAUCAGCCGCCUGUCUCUCGAAAACUCGGCCAAGCACUGCCAAACAUUAGCCCGGACGAGCUCUCGAUCCAUAUUCUACUCGUCAGCUUCACGUCGGGAUCGCGACAGGCUCCUGGCUGGGCUUAG